Molecule: messenger RNA, 1082 nt
Organism: Micropterus dolomieu (smallmouth bass)
Lineage: Eukaryota; Metazoa; Chordata; Actinopteri; Centrarchiformes; Centrarchidae
Product: probable thiopurine S-methyltransferase
Exons: 9
Coding region: 84-884 (266 amino acids)
Molecular function (GO): thiopurine S-methyltransferase activity
Source: RefSeq, a predicted model, not a curated record
UGAGACAUAUGUAUAAUCUGACAGACGGAACUCAGGGCAAGGUAUCUCCAAACACUUUCCCGUGUAUUGAUUGAAAAGGUUGCAUGAUCAACGUUGCCUCUGGUGUUACUUCUGAACAAAUAUCAACGUUAGCUGUCUUCAUACAGGAAAGUAGUUGGGGCCAGGCAAACAUAACCAGCAUGCUGGCACCGCAGGCGAAUCGGGUCAUGGCAGUCAAAGAAUGGGAGGAACGCUGGCAGGAGGAUAGAAUUGGCUUCCAUCAGCCUCAUGUACACAAGAUGCUAGAGGACAAUAUUGAUAAAGUUAUUGCUGGACGGACAGGAGUUCGCUUCUUCUUCCCUCUCUGUGGGAAAGCUGUAGAUAUGAAAUGGCUAGCAGACAUGGGCCAUUCAGUGGUUGGGGUGGAGAUAUCUGAAAAGGCUAUAAAACAGUUCUAUGAGGAGAACAACAUGACCUACAGCGAGGAGUCUAUCCCUGCCAUACCUGGAGCAAAGGUUUACAAGAGCUCAGAGAGAAAUAUUUCCCUAUAUCAAUGUGACCUGUUCAACUUCUCCAGUUCCAUUGAUGGUCAGUUCGGGGGGAUUUGGGACAGGGGAUCUCUAGUGGCCAUCAAUCCAAGAGACAGAGAAAAGUAUGCGGCUCUCAUAACUUCUCUCAUGGCCAAAGACUGCAGAUACCUCUUGGACACUUUGUUGUACAAUCCUGAAUUAUACGCAGGUCCUCCCUUUUUAGUGCCUAAUGAACAAGUACACGGCCUGUUUGGGAACAGCUGUGAUAUCGAACUGCUGCAGUCGGUGGAUGCCCUGACAGACAGACAGCGAGCCUGGGGGCUAGACUACCUCACAGAAAAUGUACACCUCAUUACUCCAAAGAGUAAAAACUAACUUGUACAUUUAGAGUACUCAGAAAAGCAGAUGUUGGGCAUUUUAUUGCAAACAUAGGUCCAAGGAAAUGUAUUUUAAUGCUUAGACAUCUUUUUGAUACAGUGGGGGUUCAUGGAAAUAAAAUGUCAAGAGAAUCUAUGCCUCUAAGAACUGUAAUAUUUUAAAUACCUAACAAAAUAAAACUUCUUUUGUAACAAG